AUGAAGGCAAAGAUAAACACAGUCUUGGAGAAGAAACUUGAAGAACUUGAGUCUCUACUUGAAGUAGUCACUUUCGAAGACGAUGAUCCCAAUCUUCGGAAACUACAACUCGGAGUUCUAUUUGCGAGUACCCUUUUGACGGCCGAGAUCUCUUCCCGACGGUUUGACGUGGAAGGAGAAGAAUGGCUCCAUUGCGUAGCAAAGAGGUUAACCGAAAUGGAGGCUUUUAUCAUCAAGAAAUGGCCUGGUCAUCAUGAUAGUGGUUUAAUGAUCGAACCGGAACUGGAAAGUUUGGAAUCUUACGCAGAGGGUGAAACCGGUUUGGAUUUGGUCGGAUCUUGUCUGAACGAGUCUAGUAAAGCAGAAGAAGAGGACGAGAAGGAGGAGGAGGAGAAGGAAGAAGAAGUAGAGGCUGAGACUGAGAAGUGUCCCUUGUUUCAAGAUGCAUCAUCGGAGGAGAUGAGUGAAGUUAAGUUUCCGGUGGUGGACACGGUGAAGGAAGAGGUGGUUGAUAGAGAAGUAAAAGGGUAUGGGCUGGUGUGUUCUAGGGCUUUGGUUUAUUUCGGUUUGAUUGGUUUAGUUGGUGGUAUAAUGAUGAGUUUAGUUGGUUAUAUUGGUGAUAGCAUGAAGGAUGAUGUUUUUUUUCUUACCCCUACUUAAAUUAGAUGA
Molecule: messenger RNA, 669 nt
Organism: Capsella rubella
Lineage: Eukaryota; Viridiplantae; Streptophyta; Magnoliopsida; Brassicales; Brassicaceae
Exons: 1
Coding region: 1-660 (219 amino acids)
Source: RefSeq, a predicted model, not a curated record